AGUAACAGUUUCCCUGCCGUUAAACAUGGCCGUUUUCACUUAGUGGUGGUGCGACAAUUCAGUUAAAUAACAAACGUCAUUCUUAUGUAUUAUUAUAUGACCCCCCCUUGCCUUUCUCAACCUACAAGAAUAUCGGCUUUUGUCAAGUAUAAUGGUGAAAAGAGACAAAAGCGAUCGGGACAAGAAGAAACCGAAAAAACGCCCCCAUGAUGAUGAGGAGGAAGAGGAAGAGCCAUUGGGAAAUGAGUCCCAGGAGGCCAUUCCUUCAGCUGCUGGGAAGCAGGUGGAUGAAACCAGCACUAAGCUGGACGAGUAUGGGGCCAAGGACUACCGCUUGCAGAUGCUGCUGAAAAAUGACCAUGCGUCCCGUCCUCUCUGGGUGGCUCCAGAUGGUCACAUCUUCUUGGAGGCCUUUUCGCCGGUGUAUAAGUAUGCCCAGGACUUUCUGGUGGCCAUUGCAGAGCCCGUCUGCCGACCUGUGCAUUUACACGAGUACAAGCUGACUGCCUACUCCCUGUAUGCUGCAGUCAGUGUGGGCCUGCAGACCUCAGAUAUCAUAGAGUACCUACAGAAGCUCAGCAAGACCUCUGUGCCUGAUGGCAUAGUGCAGUUCAUCAAGCUCUGUACUGUCAGUUACGGAAAGGUGAAGCUGGUGCUGAAGCAUAAUAGGUACUUUGUGGAGAGCACCUAUCCUGAUGUGAUCCAGCGCCUCCUACAGGACAGUGUUAUCCGCGAGUGUCGUCUUCGUACCACAGAGGGGGGUGACACUGAGCUCAUUACAGAGGUCAUCUCCAGCAAGUCAGCGAUCUCUAAGACAACUGCAGAUGGCAUGGGCCCCUCUACCUCCCAGGUUCAGAACAGUCAGACCUCCAGUGCAGAAGUGCCUGAGGACAUCUUCAACUACUACGAACAGUUGGACAAGGAGGAAGAUGAAGAGGAAGAGACUCAGGCUGUAUCUUUUGAGAUUAGACAGGAGAUGAUUGAGGAGCUGCAGAAACGCUGCAUCCAGCUGGAAUACCCAUUGCUGGCCGAAUACGACUUUCGCAAUGAUACAGUGAACCCUGACAUCAACAUGGAUCUGAAGCCCACCGCUGUGCUGAGACCCUACCAAGAAAAAAGUCUGCGCAAGAUGUUCGGCAAUGGAAGAGCACGAUCUGGGGUCAUCGUGCUGCCCUGUGGUGCGGGAAAGUCUUUGGUGGGAGUGACAGCUGCUUGUACUGUGCGGAAGCGCUGCCUGGUCUUGGGGAAUUCAUCUGUGUCUGUGGAGCAAUGGAAGGCCCAGUUCAAGAUGUGGUCCACAAUCGAUGACAGCCAGAUAUGCCGGUUCACAUCGGACGCCAAGGAUAAGCCUAUAGGCUGCUCUGUGGCCAUCAGCACCUACUCCAUGCUGGGCCACACCACCAAGCGGUCCUGGGAGGCCGAGCGUGUCAUGGAGUGGAUGCGUAACCAAGAGUGGGGGCUUAUGAUUCUGGAUGAGGUUCAUACCAUUCCUGGUGAGUCUGCCCCCAUUUAUUCCACAUACACUUCUUUCUUCUCCAUUUCUGUAGUGUUUUCUUUCUUCUCCCUACCUUCAGCGCGGAUGUUCCGGCGGGUGCUGACAAUUGUUCAAGCUCACUGCAAACUUGGACUAACAGCCACAUUGGUGCGAGAAGAUGACAAGAUAGUGGACCUAAACUUCCUGAUUGGGCCAAAGCUCUACGAGGCCAAUUGGAUGGAGCUACAGAACAACGGCUACAUUGCCAAGGUGCAGUGUGCAGAGGUCUGGUGUCCAAUGUCACCCGAGUUUUAUCGGGAAUAUGUAGCCAUCAAGACGAAGAAACGAAUCUUGCUCUACACUAUGAACCCCAACAAGUUCCGCGCUUGCCAGUUCCUUAUCCGCUUCCACGAACGUCGCAGUGACAAGAUUAUUGUCUUUGCUGACAAUGUCUUUGCACUCAAGGAGUAUGCUAUUCGCUUGAACAAGCCCUACAUCUAUGGACCUACCUCCCAGGGAGAACGCAUGCAGAUUCUGCAGAACUUCAAACAUAACCCCAAAAUCAACACAAUCUUCAUCUCCAAGGUGGGAGACACAUCUUUUGAUCUUCCGGAGGCAAACGUCCUGAUCCAGAUUUCUUCUCAUGGUGGAUCAAGAAGGCAGGAAGCCCAAAGACUGGGCAGGGUGCUGCGUGCCAAGAAAGGUAUGGUAGCAGAGGAGUACAAUGCAUACUUCUACUCCCUGGUCUCUCAGGACACGCAGGAGAUGGCUUACUCUACCAAGAGACAGAGAUUUUUGGUUGAUCAAGGUUACAGCUUCAAGGUGAUCACAAAACUGGCAGGCAUGGAGGAGGAGGACCUGAUGUUCUCCACUAAGGAUGAGCAGCAAGUACUCUUACAGAAGGUGUUGGCAGCUUCCGACUUGGAUGCAGAGGAAGAGGUUGUGAUUGGGGAAUCUAGCGGAAGACCACAGUUCUCCCGCCGCACAGGCACCAUGAGCUCCAUGUCUGGAGCUGAUGACACUGUCUACAUGGAGUACCAGACAGCGCGCAGCAGCAAAACCUCUCUCGCCAAAAACAUCCACCCCCUUUUCAAACGUUUCCGGAAAUAGACUGCUCCGAAAGAGUGCCUUGGCCAACUGUGUGAUUCAAACCUUUCUCCACCAAACAGUUGGGUUUGGACAGCCAAGGGUCUAGUUGAAGGAUUUGAGAGCUGUUUUGUGGAGGACCUGAUAGUUCUUCUCCCUCACCACCCCCAUUGUAGGGAUAUUUUUUUGUGUGGUGGAAUGGGAUUGUGAUCGGCAUUUGUGCUUUCUGACAUUUAAGUCUGAUGUCAGUCAAACUCUUGCUCUGCAGGUUAUUAUAUGACCAGGAUGUGAACAUUCAGAGGAUGUAUAACAGAUUUGUCCUCUUGCUGACGUUAAAAAUCUUAAUGUUUUCCUACACUCUUAAGUUGUGGAAGUAAGUUUUUUUUCCCUUAUUUAAUUUGCUUUGGCUUGACUUCAAUUUAAUUGAAGUCCUGCGGUAACUUAGAAUUGACUAGGUUUUUCUCAUUUAUGCACUGCCAUGGUUCAGUGCAGUCUGAGGAAAUGUCGAGGUUUUACUUGUCAGUUGUUAAACAGAAAAGGUAUUAAUGUACAGAAAUAAAUGUAUUUGUAACAAAAAUCAAGAUGUAUAAAUUGUCCAUACACAAACAGAUGUUGCUCUGCAUUGUCAUGCACUGGUUCUGUUUGUCUUUAGUAUCUUGCCCUUGUCCUGCUUUAUAAUUCGUUCUAUUUCGUUUCCAUUAAAAAUUGCAUUUUAAUUCCAAGUCUUACAUGAUUCAGAUGAGUAUGACUUCACCUCGCUUUCACCCUCAUGACAGAGACACCUAGUGGCCAGCUCCCUGGCAUAACAGUUU
This is a messenger RNA of Scleropages formosus (Asian bonytongue), 3372 nucleotides long. RefSeq names its product excision repair cross-complementation group 3 (gene ercc3). Gene Ontology annotation, cellular component: transcription preinitiation complex; nucleotide-excision repair factor 3 complex; transcription factor TFIIH holo complex. The record is from RefSeq and is a predicted model, not a curated record. Gene Ontology annotation, biological process: transcription initiation at RNA polymerase II promoter; nucleotide-excision repair. Lineage: Eukaryota; Metazoa; Chordata; Actinopteri; Osteoglossiformes; Osteoglossidae. Bases 152 to 2584 code for a protein of 810 amino acids. The transcript has 14 exons. Gene Ontology annotation, molecular function: DNA binding; 3'-5' DNA helicase activity; ATP binding.